This is a messenger RNA of Cucumis melo (muskmelon), 850 nucleotides long. RefSeq lists its product as uncharacterized. The record is from RefSeq and is a predicted model, not a curated record. Lineage: Eukaryota; Viridiplantae; Streptophyta; Magnoliopsida; Cucurbitales; Cucurbitaceae. Bases 276 to 716 code for a protein of 146 amino acids. The transcript is spliced from 5 exons.
AACUUGCAUUUUAAGUCCUUUACAAAUGCUUUUAUGUAACAUUUAUUUUUUUACUCAUAUUAUGUGGCCAUAAGUUAACAAUCCCAAGCAAAGGGAAAACCGAUCACAAACAACACAUAUACUGAAUCUUUAUUUGUAGUUUUUGAAGUUGAAAACCAAUUUGCAACCACAUAUCCCUUCACCUGGUUCACGUUCACAAGGAGUCCUCUCUCGAACCUUCUUCGUCUUCUUCCUCGAUCUGUUUUAAACCCACGUCCCAUCCAUGCAAACCCUCAAUGCUUUUGCCGGCCAAAAAAAUGUCCGGUAGUGGUUGUUGUUACUAUUCUGUUCUUGGACUCUGUAAGGAAGCUUCAGCCAAUGAAAUCCGAUCAGCUUACCGUAAACUAGCCAUGAAAUGGCAUCCCGAUAGAUGGAUCAAAGACCCAGAAAUGGCCGCUGAAUCCAAAACUCGGUUUCAGCAAAUUCGACAAGCUUAUUCAGUUCUAUCAAACAAAGGAAAAAGAAGCAUAUACGACGCCGGAUUGAUUUCAUUUCUAACAGACGAUGAUGACGAAGGAUUCUGCGAUUUCAUGAUCGAAAUGGUAUCGAUGAUGAAGAGCGCAACACGGCAGGGGAGAAAGAAGAAGAGGAAGAAGAGCUUGGAGGAUCUAAGAAGAUCAUUAAUGAAGACGAUGGGAGCUGAGGAAUUGGGGCUCGGCUCCGGGUCUCGUCCUUAAUUCACUUCACCACAUCAAAUGUUUAGCACUUAAUAUUCUCUCUAAAUCUAUUUUGAAUAUUGUUUAGAAGCAAUUAACUUAUAAUUUAGUGAUUAACCAUUUAGCUACCGGAGAAUUUCUCCCUUAUCUUUCAA